AUGGCGUUUUCGGCUAAAUCUGCGGACAUGCUUAUCCUUUCCGACGUCAUGACGCCCGGCAUCCACGAGGAGCAGGCGCCGCCGCGCCCGAAGAGCGUAAUCCCGCAGGAAUCGCCCAUGCUCGGGGCGGAAACGCUCGUAAACGUGCCCUCGAUCCCCCAGAUGCUCGAGAAUAUCAACACGAACGUGGCGAAGAUUCCCGAAAACGUCCGCCAGGUCCUCGAGGACGACAAGAGCUUCAAGGAGCUCACCCUCACGGGCGCCGAGUUUCUGAAGGGCCUCGACACGAAUCCGAAGAAGCGCAUCCAGCAGGAGGAGCGCAUGAUCGAGUUCCGUCAGGUCGUCUCGGGCAUCUUCAAGACGUACGACCUGUUCUCCAACGACGUCAUCCACGCGAAGAUCCGCUCGAUGGCCGACCUGCUCUGCUACCACGCGAAGAGGAUCUACAAGGAGAGCUGCAAGAACCGCGAGGAGGUCGCGAAGGUCCGCCACAAGGUCGUCUUCACGUGCCUGAGCUACUACCUGCUGAAGCGCCACGUCAUCGAGGACAGCACCCAGCAGUACCACAUCCUCAACACGAUCAUCGAGUCGAGCCUGAUGCACACGCCCCGCCGCAUCAAGUCGCCCGCCAGAAAAAAGUAUUCCUUCUACUACUAG
Messenger RNA from Giardia duodenalis, 657 nucleotides. RefSeq lists its product as uncharacterized. Lineage: Eukaryota; Fornicata; Diplomonadida; Hexamitidae. The record is from RefSeq and is a predicted model, not a curated record. The transcript has a single exon. The coding region runs from base 1 to 657 and encodes 218 amino acids.